GGGUAUGACAUUAUUCCAUACCUGCCUCCUAAAACGAAAUAUGGAAGCAAAAAAGUACGGAGUGUAGUUGCUGCAGUCCAGGGCAGUCGAAAAAUCAACAUUGUUUUAUCUUGCGAUGGUCGCCCUAUUCUUCCCAUAUUUCAGUUCCACAGUUCGGUUGUUAUGAACUACUUCACACCGACAACUAUUUUCUCUGCCUAUCCUGCUCUCACCUUGCAAUUCAAAGGCCUCAUCAAUCCUAUGGCAUGUACGCGUCAUCACAUGCUUCCUCCACGUACAAUGCGUGCGUUGAUUAAAUAUGCCAAUCGCGGCUUUGAAUUCGCAUCC
Molecule: messenger RNA, 327 nt
Organism: Suillus fuscotomentosus
Lineage: Eukaryota; Fungi; Basidiomycota; Agaricomycetes; Boletales; Suillaceae
Exons: 1
Source: RefSeq, a predicted model, not a curated record